Messenger RNA from Vitrella brassicaformis, 2046 nucleotides. The record is from the annotation of a GenBank genome assembly. Lineage: Eukaryota; Vitrellaceae.
GCAAAAACGACGAAGGAGCAUCACGAAGGUCAGCUGACAGCACGAGCAACCAAAAACAGACCGAGAUCUGAUGAUCCUGUUCAUAUGUGUGUGUUCUCUCUUCAGUGGUUGAUGCCACAGGCUUAGCCUUUCCGGCCCAUCUUUCGCAAAAGGUAGGAGCGUGUAUCGAUGCUGAACAUACAGACCCACAAACUGAUGCUGUUUGCGUCUGCUGAUCAGGCAUUAAUCGAUCUCAGAUGGCCGCCCUUCUCUCGCGCCAUGACGCCCUCUCUGCGCUCGACAGGAGCAUUCUCGGCCCUCUGGAGAGCCUCGAGGCCAGACAGAAGGACACUGAAGCGGCCCUCACAGUGAAAUACAACGUCACCAACCUGCUGACGGAGUCUGGGGCCGUGUGUGACGGCGCAUCGGCGGCCUCCGCUGAUGACCUGCUGUUGCUCAACGUGCGCGGCACUCACGUGUCGGUCCGCCGCAAACACCUGACGAGCAUCGAGGGCUCUCUACUGGCGCUGCUGUUCGGUGGCCAGUGGGACGGGCGGCUGGUACGAGAUGAGGACAGUCGCGUGUUCAUCGAUAUGGAUGGCGAGGCCUUCAAGGCCAUCCACAGGGCCAUCCUCGACGCCGAGACCCUCCGGCGUGCGGGCAAGGCGGUGGCUGUCGGCCACCUGCUGGAUGAUGCUGCCAGGGGCAGCUCCGACGACUUCUGGAUCAGACUGAUGACUGCACACAUCGACAAGGGGCCGGCAGAGAGCAAGGAGGCCUUUGUGGAGCCUCAGCUGAGUGCCACGGGCAUUCCCGCCGAGUUGGGUGAGUUGGUCAAGACGGUGGAUGCGUUUGUGAAGGCAUACGCCGCUGAGAAUGCCCAGCUACAGGGGCAGCUGGAGGCCGCCAAGAUACAAUACGAGUGGCUAGAGAGGGAGAUAAAGGUGACCGACUGACAAGACUGCAGAGGGGACGAGAUCCUGCGAGCACUGUGGCGGUGUGUGUGUUUGACCACGACAGGCCGUCACGCCGUUUCUCAAGCCGCUGGGUGGCGACGAUGCCGUUCGGUCAGUGGAGGUGUGCGGCCAGACGGUGACGACCACUAAGUGGACCCUCAACCAGAUGGGGGAUAUCACCCUCCGCCAUCGACUCGAUCUGUAAGAACGACACGCAGCCACACAUACCCACACACGCAUAUGUCGUUCGUCGUCUCGUCGUGGGUGUAGGUGGUCGCGGACACGUGCGGUUGAGGUGGUGCAGCCCGACCACAUCGGCCGUAUGGUCGAUCACUACCGCAGAAAGCGGCUCGGUGCGCCGACCGAAGACAUCGAUGCGCCGCUCAAGAUGACAAGGACGAUAGAGCAGGCCGCCUUCGACGUCAAUGCGGCCAUGUAUGGCAUUGUCAAGACCGACAUUGGCGCCACAACCCAGGCCCCAGCCCACACCAGGUGAGUAGUGAACACCACUCACAGUAUCCAGCCCCCAUCGUCAGUUCGUGUGUUUGUUCGUUCCUUCAUUGUCAGUGUUGGCGGUGUCCCUCCAAGCGUGUCGCCAUGGGGAUGGCUGAAGGGACGUUGGUGGCUGGUGGCACUCGUGUGUGUGGGCAUCCUCGUGGUCAUGAUGGGUGCGGCCGUCGACACCAACAGCGGUGCGGCCGUGUGCCGCCAGGCCGUCUCCCAGCCAGCAGCUGUCGGCCAGGGACCUGCUGAUGUGUUCGUUCGCUUGCCGUCGGGUGUGUUCUAUCGAGUGGUGCGGCCGGGCCGUGGACCCAAACCCACACGUGAUCAGAGCGUCAAGUACGACCACAUCAUGUGGUAUGACGACUUCGACGGACAAGAUAAGAGUGGCGAGGGUCGUGGGCGGGAGUAUCUUGUCUCUAAUUGUCCUGAGUGGGCCCAGGAGAUGAUCACUGACAUGCCUGUGGGUGAACUGCGGUGGGUCAGCGUGCCAGCCGGCAUGAGUGUCACUGGACAGGAGAAAUACAUCGAAUAUAGGCUGUACGUCGAGUUCAGGCUUUUGAUCAUACUGUGAGGACUGCCUCCUGGUCUAGUGUGUCGGCUGUGUGUG